AUGGGCAAGGUGGAAAAGAUAUAUGUAACGGUUCUUCCGAUGACCACCGAUGAAUAUGCUGUGGGGCAUUUUCAUACUGUUUCUUCAAUGACAGAAUCAGAAAAUGCGGGUGAUUUAAAGGUAGAGAUGAUAAAGGCAGAAACCGUUGUUCAUGAAACACUUGGGAAGGCCAACAAGACACACAAAAUAAUGUACUUGAAGUCCAGAUUCCCACAAGUACUUCACAGCCUUAUUCCGGAAGAUGCAUGCAUAGUCGAGGAAAUCUCAUAUAAUGCUUAUACAAAAUGCCAUACAUUUUACAAGAACAGAUACUUCUCAAACGAAACAUUUAAUAUGGCGUUCAACACAAUCAACAGAGAUGGUGCAGAGAUACUCGAAAAUCCAUUUGAACAUGAUCCAGAACAUAUAAGAAAUAUAGAAAAGAUCAACCUGGACCUCCACUCAUCACCCAUAAACCCGAUGUUCGAUCCCUCUGUUUACUACCAUGAGGAGAGUGGGAGGGGGAGGCUAGAUGAACACUGGAUGGAGGGAUACAAAAACAAAGGGAUCCCGAUGAUGGUAUCCUACAAGCACCUGACCGUCGAAAUAAAUAACUACAUGAUGGGAUGGAUUUCAGCAGAGAUAGAGAAGGUCAUGAGGGGCGUCAUAACGUCUGUCCAGCAAAGAAUAUUCUGCACAAUGGAUAAAUGGUAUGGAAAGACCAUCGAUGAAAUCAGAAAAGAGAAUGAAAACCAAAAGGAUAAAAAUUUUAUUAAAUAA
Messenger RNA from Encephalitozoon romaleae SJ-2008, 759 nucleotides. RefSeq names its product phosphatidylinositol transfer protein. The record is from RefSeq and is a predicted model, not a curated record. Gene Ontology annotation, biological process: phospholipid transport. The transcript has a single exon. The coding region runs from base 1 to 759 and encodes 252 amino acids. Lineage: Eukaryota; Fungi; Microsporidia; Unikaryonidae.